Aphanomyces astaci is the source of this 5251-nucleotide messenger RNA. RefSeq lists its product as hypothetical. The record is from RefSeq and is a predicted model, not a curated record. Lineage: Eukaryota; Oomycota; Saprolegniomycetes; Saprolegniales; Verrucalvaceae. The coding region runs from base 47 to 5182 and encodes 1711 amino acids. Gene Ontology annotation, biological process: ribosome-associated ubiquitin-dependent protein catabolic process; rescue of stalled cytosolic ribosome. Gene Ontology annotation, cellular component: RQC complex; cytosol. The transcript is spliced from 5 exons. Gene Ontology annotation, molecular function: ubiquitin protein ligase activity; ribosomal large subunit binding.
GUAAACUCUCGAGUCGCCGCCAACUCAACGACCCAAGCACGACGACAUGGGAGGCAAGAAGGCUAUCAAUCAGAAGGACAAGCUUGCGCAAGCCAAUGCGUCCUCUAGUGCGCGAGCGGUGCAAAGCCUCCUCAGCAGCAACAGCGCCUCCACGGGUUUCAUUGGGUUCUCGGCUUUUGCCACGGCUGCCCCGCCGCCUUCCGCCUCCGCCCCAGCCUCUGCCGCGACGCCAUCGAACACGUCGUCGUUUUCGUUUUACGACGGUCCCGACACGGAGCUCUCUCUCGCGCUCAAAAUGCUCGGGAAACGCGACGCGCAGACCAAAACCAAGGCGUUGACGACACUCAAGGACACUCUCAUUCCAUCGCGCAAGCCCGCCGACCUGCGACUCGCGGUCGGGCAGUUCUGCUACCUCUACGGCGCCAAGCUCAUGCUUGACAACGACCGUCGCGUCCGCCAGCUCGCCACCGAUGUCCUCGGCGCGCUCAUCGAUCGGCUCCCGAAGGGCACCGUGUUCCACAACCACAUGCAGCUGCUGCUGCCACCGUGGUACCUCUUAGCCAUGCACGACGUCCACACAGAGACGGCUAAGUGCGCCAAGCGGGCGUUCCUCGCGUUGCUUCCCACGGUCGAGGCCCAGACGGCGUUGCUGGCUGCCCAUGCCGAUCUGUUGCUGACCAACGUGCAAACGUACUUGGCAUUGACCGUCGAGUCGCUGGUCGACCGAGGGUUGUGUACGCCGGACGAAGCCGACGAGUGCUACGAGCGAUGUGUGACAUCGACGUUGCUGGGUGCCCGUGCCUUGCUCCUGCAGCCAUCAUCCUCUUCGAUCUUUCCCACCCACGUCGACCCCCAUACCUUUCAGCAAUUCCUCUCUAGUCUGGCCAAGUUUACGACCCUCACGUCCAAGAGCGCGACGUUUUCUAGGGCUAGCAUCCGCCACGCCACGUACGUCGUGCUCACGGCAGCUGCGACAUCGUGCCCAGAACUUCUCCGGUCGGCCAUCGACCCCAAAGUCGUGCUGGGGGUGGUAGGAGAGAAAUUUGCCGCCAACGUGCCCGCCACCUGGACGUUGGUGCUGACGUACCUGUCGUCGGCUGCUAAGUUGGACGAGGCGUUGUCGUGGACGUCGAUUCUGCCCGUCGUGCUGCCCAAGGUGAUUGCAGCUACCAAGCAUGCCAACUACGGUGCCACGUCAUCGCUGUCGAAUUUGCUGCCGUUCGUGUCGUUGUUGCCCAAAACUCAACCAGCGACGACGGGGUUUUACGUGGAUUUGUUGGCUGCGCUGUGCAAAUCCCUCGAGAGUCCGCACGUGGCCCAAGGCCAAACGCACGUUGUGACAGCGUUUGCCGAGUGUUUGUCGGCCAUGUGGACAAUCUUUCCAGCCGCCAUGUUUGCUCCCUUGUCCGACCAAGAACGCUCGUAUGUGACAUCGUUUGAACCGGUGGUCACCAGUGCGUGGACGAAAGCUUUUCUGACGGCGGCGAUGCCCGAUCGCUCGUUCCGAGUGUUUGUCGACUUGAUGGCGGCGUUGGUGCCGCGCUUGGCCGCGUACGCAGCCCGACAAGAAGACGACGACGUGGCGACGCUGGCCAUUGCGCUGUGCCAUCGCGCCCUCCAUGCUGCCCUCACCCGAGCCCUCGAUCACGAGACAGCGCAUACGAGGAUGCUUGAUACAUUGCGCGUACACAUCAAGGUUGCGUCGUCCUCUGCCUUGUCAAACAGCCCUUCCUCUUUGUGGACUCAAGACGAAGUGUUGGGUGCACCGCUCCUCGACAUAAUCCGGGCGUUGGUUCCCCAAGGUGCCGUGUACGCUGCCACGCCAUUGCACUGGCUUGGGCAACUGCUCGACCUCGUGGGGAUUUCGACGCUGUUCCCCAAUGUGAUGGCGGGUCUGGCGACGUUUCACCAAUAUAUCGCGCCUUCGUAUGCGUCUAUAUUGGACAAAACAGCGUACUUUAGUGUCUGGAGGCACUUUGCCCCAGUGGCGCCGGGGGUGUUGUGGCCCCAGUUGCUAGUCCAGUGGGACGGCCAACCGGACGUUGUGGGGUUAUGGAAAAACCUGGCGUUGCCUCUGCCUUCUACUUCUUCGUUGCUGGCGUCAUGGCAGGCGUCGUUUGCCAGCAACGCCACCAUCGAUGACGACGAAACGUUGAUCGUGUACGCGACCAUUUGGAAAAGCCAAUGGUUUGAUACGCGUGUGAUAGCGAUGCUGUUGGAGUCGUCUGCGACAUCGUCGUGGACGGAUGGUGACUUGGCCUUUUUCACGGCCUGUUGGGGGAAUUUGCAACCCGUCGUAUCCCCUGCGACAGUGCGCCAAGUGCUCACGUGGUGCCACCAACACCGGGCGACGCCCAAGGUAUGGACGUUGCUGGAAUCGUUGCUGCCGUUGCUCGUGGCAAUGGACAGCAACGACAUCUGGCUGGACGUGCUGGGUUUGGUUGAUGCUGUCGUGGCCAACAUUGCGUUUCACUCGGUGGCGAUGGCGCUGUGGAAGUCGACGAUUCGGCCGUCGUUUCAAACUGCGUGGUCGCCGACAUAUCAAUCGAUGCUCCUGGACACUUGGUUUGACCACCUCGUUCGAUUGUACGAGCCAGACAGUGUGUCCACCACACACCCGACAACUGGCUGCAGUGCCGGGCAGUGGGCCGUGCUGUGCGCAGAAUUGCUCGUGUUGGACGAAUCGAAACCGUACUGGGAUAAUCUCCCGUUGACAAACAUCACAACGUUUAAGCCAACAUAUCGGGUGCUGGAAAUCGUGGGUGAACUGUGUCACUGGAACCACGGCCACCUGCUGCACGACCCGACCGGAUACCUCCACACCCGGUCACCUGACCAAGUGUCCCAUUGGAUGUUUGUGGACGUUGCGUUCGCGUUGACUUGGUACACUGUGGACAUUGACCCGACCGUGCUUAGCCAACAUGUUGGCACGUGGAUCGAGCCGUACUUGGUGCUCACCGAGUUGCUGGAAGCGCUGGGCGACCGUCCAUUGUUAGUCGAAACGCUUGUCCACGUGGCAGCAGCAGCAGCGUCGCCCCACCACGUCCACUGGUUGCAAUCGAUUCUGUUGUCACAUGUCGACACGUCUGUAUCUGACGGGUGCUUAUCUGGUGUUCCGCACCAAUUCCAACGCUGGCUGUUUGAAAUCGGACUCGAUUACUUGUCUAGUGACUUGAUUGUAGCGUCGACACCGCGGCUCAUCGAGUGCAUUCCACGUGCGUUUCUGCAUGUAGCGUUGCCUCGGCUGGUGCAAUGUGCACUGGACCACAAUCUGUCUGAAGAUGAUGCAGAGGACAAGAACACGUGGACGACACUGACGAGUUUGCUGCACUCGUCGGUGACUUUGUGGACGAACAAUCCAACCACGGAACUCGAUGCGUUGGACCAGAUCACGCUCCUGCUGCCGCUUCUAACGACGACUUUGCAGCGCGACUCGCCCGAGUUGUCCACUUUGCAGGCCGAUUUGGUCGGGUUGGUUGGCACUCGGUUGAAAGCACCGUCGUCGGUCGUGUUGGUGGCUGAAUGGUUGGCCCUCGGUCGCUUUAUUCUGGCCAGUUUGCACCAAAAAUCAAUGAACGUGUCGACAGAGUUGAUUGCUGUGGCAAAGCUGCUUAUCGUGCACGCGUUCGCCGCCAAGCAAGACGUGUCGGAGCUAGUUGCUGUCAAAGUACACGCGACGGCUAUCGAGUCGAUCGAUGCGUUGCGCGACGUCCAUCCGCAGCUGCUCACGAGUCGGCAGUUGCUCGUGCAACUGGUGCAAGCGUUGGCUCGUCAUGGCCAAGACCAUUCAAGCAUCGAGCUCGCGCGGCCCCAUCGCGACGCGCUGACGCUGGUCUGCCUUCGCACGAUUGUCGACAGUUUGCACUUGAAGCCUCAGUUGCACGUUGCGUUUGCUUUGGCGGCCACUUGUACAGAAGCAACGGCGGCUGCCUCCAUGUGGUCGCUGGUCGAGCACACGUACUCCGUGGAGCAAGCGCUGACCACCAGUCUCAUGGGCCUCCAUGACGUGCUGGAGUUUGUCGAGCUGGACCCCGACCAAGUCGCCCGUGUGAUCUUGACGGUUGCGAAAGGCCGCGAUCUGCUCUGGCAUGCCCUCAGCGAGACGAUUACCCACCCGACGCUCCAAGCCGCGUUGUACCAACUCCUUCGUCUCACCAACCUCGCCGUGACCUUGCCCUCAGAGUUGGUGGAUGUGGACGGCGACGACGAAGCCGCCACCGACGCGAUGCUAGCUGAUCUGCUCAUCUCCCCCGGGCUAGCCCUCGCCCUCGCGACUUUGCAUUCGGCCGUUAAGGCGCCGCCUGCGCUCGGCCGCCUCUUGGUGUGGGACCUCUUCCUUCGCAUGUUCCCCGACAGCUCGAGUCCGCUCGUGACGUCGGCACUGGGUGCGUACGUGGCCAGACACAACCUGCUGAAUCCCGUGCUCAGUCUCUGUGGACCAUUCAUUCAGUCGUCCAAGGUCCAGCUCACGUCGGUGGAAGCGGUGGACGCGGCGUUCCCGACGCUGGCGACCCUUGGCGACCACACGUUUACGAACGAAUUUGUGGAGACGCUGGCAGGCGCCGUGUUUUACAAGACAGUGGUCAAACUUCCCACGAUGGUGCGGCUGUGGUGGAACGACGACUGCUCUCGAAGUGCGCGCACGUGGGUGUCUAAAUUUUGCGAAGAGACGGUGUCGCCCCUGAUGUUGCUCGAUGAAAUCCAAGCAAUCCACGCGGCUGUGGACAAGGAAUUAUGGGAUGCAGAGGAGAUGACCGUGCGAGGUAGCAAAGUAUCGCGGGAAAUCACGACGACAUACCUCAAGGAUGAAUGCACGUUGGAAAUGGUGAUCCGGGUGCCGUCGUCGUACCCGCUGCGCAGCGUCGAGGUGGAAUGCACCAAGCGCAUCGGAAUCUCCGAAGAACGGUGGCGCCGGUGGGUGCUCCAGAUUCUCAAAGUUACAACGUCGCAGGAUGGUUCACUUCUGGACGCUGUGAUGCUGUGGAAGUCCAACGUGGACAAGGAGUUUGACGGGGUUGAGCCGUGCCCGAUCUGCUUUUCGAUCCUGAACCCAAAGACCAUGGGCCUGCCCAACCUACAGUGUCGCACAUGCUCCAACAAGUAUCACAACUCGUGCUUGUACAAGUGGUUCAACCAGUCGAGCAAAAACAAGUGCCCGAUUUGCCAGCAGCCGUUUUGCUAGUGGGGACGACGACGACGCAAGAAAAGUCUAAUGUACUUGUUAAUAACACGACCAAAGCAACGAUUUGAG